Molecule: messenger RNA, 597 nt
Organism: Mixia osmundae IAM 14324
Lineage: Eukaryota; Fungi; Basidiomycota; Mixiomycetes; Mixiales; Mixiaceae
Exons: 3
Coding region: 1-597 (198 amino acids)
Biological process (GO): response to oxidative stress; protein repair
Molecular function (GO): peptide-methionine (R)-S-oxide reductase activity
Source: RefSeq, a predicted model, not a curated record
AUGCUCAGCAGAGUCGCUCGCACAGCCUCCAACUCUACAAGACUCACAGCUUACCAUCCAGCAGGCAACAUUCACAGACGAGCCUGGCUAUUGGCCGCCUCAGCACCUAUCGCGAUCUACGCAAGUCAACGCUACUUCUUCAACCUGGGUUCCUCACAAUCCACUAGCUCGAGCAAGAUGGCUCCCACCGAUUUUCCAAAGGGCCGCACAGACGAGGAGUGGCGUACUGUCCUCUCGCCGGAGCAGUUCAGGAUCUUGAGGAAGAAGGGAACCGAGAUGGCAGGAACGUCGGAUCUCAACGAUCAUCAGCCUACUUCGGGUACCUACAACUGCGCCGCAUGCGAUUCACCUCUGUACACUGCCAACCAGAAGUUUGCGUCCCAUUGCGGAUGGCCAGCCUUCUUCGAUACCGUUCCAGGUGCAGUCACUCGUCACGAGGACCGAACUUUCGGCAUGCUGCGUACAGAGAUUACCUGUUCCCAAUGCGGAGGCCAUCUCGGCCACGUGUUCAAGGGCGAAGGCUACGAAGCUGCCAAAUCGACCGAUGAGCGUCACUGUGUCAACGGCAUCUCGCUCAAGUUUUCAGAGGACAAGUAA